GGGAUCUACAGACUGGUGAUUUCGUUAUCAUCAAGGAUGAGCUUCUUCCUCCAUGCGACUGGAGGUUAGGCAGAAUAGAAGCCGUACACGUUGGUCGGGAUAAGCGCGUAAGAGUCGCUGAUGUUAGAACAUCUAGUGGCGUCGUGACCCGACCAAUAGUAAAAUUAUGCAUGCUCCCGUUAUGUGAAAAGUCUGUAGAUUAGUUUGUUCUUGUCCAUACAAUGUCGUGUCUAUGUGUCCAAAGCUAUUUUUUUCGACCUUAAUCUGCCUCUGUUCUUUGUAUUUUAAUCUCAUUCCAGAAUGGAUCCAGCCCAAAACCCAGAGUUGUGCGUUGUGUGUUUUGCAUAUCACCCAUUGAGAUAUUGCAAGAUGUUCCGUAAGUUGACAUUGGAGCAACGAAUUUAUGUGGUGAGAACCCAUAAGUAUUGCUCCAAUUGCUUCUCGCGGACUCAUCUGAUAGGUAGCUGUAUCUCAAUGGGUGCAUGCCAAAUAUGUUGCGAUUUGCACCACACAUUGCUGCACCCAAGGACUGCUGCUCAGGGGCCAAGGCAAGGACAACCACAACAGCUACGCCAGCGCGCUCGCAGAAGCCUCCCCAACCCUCCUCAACAGAGAGCUCAACAGCGUCAACGCCUCCGUCAACGCCUACAACAACAGCAGCAGGUUAUCCAACAGCAACAACAACAGCUACAGCAGCAACAACGACAACAACGGCAACGACAACAACUACAGCAACAAUCUCAGCGGCAGCCACAACGUCGCCAACAGCAACUGCCCCGACCCCAACAACGACAGCGCCAACAACUUCAACCACAAGCCAUAGCCGUUCCUCAGCCUGCGGCAGCGCCAGCCUCAACCCAGGGGCUGGUCAAUCAAAUUGUUUCAGCCCUCAGCCAGCUGACAGGGUCCACAAUUGCACCAGUGCAAGGAGGCCGGCAUGUCGAAGUCCGGUUAGGCCGCGUUGAAGACGAUUUGAUCGAUCUCCAUGACGAUCUUAUCGACUUCGACGACGGCCUUACCGACCUUGACUGA
Lucilia sericata (common green bottle fly) is the source of this 1032-nucleotide messenger RNA. RefSeq names its product SWI/SNF chromatin-remodeling complex subunit SNF5-like. Bases 301 to 1032 code for a protein of 243 amino acids. The transcript has a single exon. The record is from RefSeq and is a predicted model, not a curated record. Lineage: Eukaryota; Metazoa; Arthropoda; Insecta; Diptera; Calliphoridae.